AAAAUGUAAUCUUACGAAAAAAUUAAAUAUUCACCACAAAUGUGUACUGGUGUAAACUGUUUUUUUUCUUCGUUUUUUUUAACGUCGCGCGUGUGAUGUAGGUUGAAGAGCUCCAAGUAGAUAAUACACUUUAAUAUACUUUUGAAUACUGUAGGUGUAUUUUUAAACAAUGCACUCCGGCCAUAAAUACUGAAGUUGCCACGUUUAACUGUUGCACGCCCUCCCUAAAACAUCGCAUAUCCGCCCCUGCAAGACUAGCUGCAAGAGUAAAGAAGUUAUUUAGCUACUGUACAGUGAAGGUGAUAAGCCAGCAACACGUUGAAAGUUCAUUUUGUUUAACGAUACCACUAGAGCAAGCUGAUUUAUUAAUCAUAGAGAUGAAACCCACUGCAUUUUUCCAUUAGUGCUAAAGGAUAUUUUACAUGCACCAUCCCAUAGACAGGACGGCACAUACCACGGCCUUUGAUAUACCAGUCGUGGCGCACUGGCUGGUACGAGAGAUAAGAAAUAGCCAAGUGAGCCCAACAAAAGGGAUCGACCCUGAACCUACCGCUCAUCAGACGAGCGCUUUACCCCUAGGCUACAUUCCGUCCCAAGCCAGUAACAAAGACUUAACAACAGCAUAGUGACGGCCAUUCGGCUACUUCUCGUCUCAACCAGUGCAUCACGCCUGGGAUAUUAAUGGCCGCGGUAUGUGCUAUCCUUUAUAUGAGAUGGUGCAUGUAACAGAUUCCUUGCUACUAAUGAAAACAUGCAGCGGGUUUCCUAUCUGAAGAUAUAUAAAUUACCGAAUGUUUGACAUCCAAUAGCCGAUGACUAAUAACUCAAUGUGCUCUUGUGGUGUUGUUAAAUGGAACAACAUUUAACUUUAUAGGGACGGUGGUAAGUCAGUGACAAAAAUGAAACUUGGACCGUGAUCACUGGUAUUAAGGCAAAAAAAAAAAAAAAAAAAAAAAAAAAAAAAAAAAAAGGUUGGUGAUCGUCCUUUUGAGCACACAAAUCACACAGCCUGGAUGUUGUAGUUCCUUCACUGGCCGCCAGAUGGACCUGGUGAUGGUUUAACCCGUUACGGAGCUUACGAGCUAUAUGACCUUUCUGAGUCUCUAAGAAGGCCUAGUGAUGGAAGAAAACAGUGGAGGGAUAGCUAUUGUAGGUGUUGGAGGUCGAUUCCCUGGUGCAGACAACAUCGAAGAAUUUUGGCGGGUUUUAUCAAAGGGAGAGAAUCACGUCAAUGAAAUACCUCGCAAGAGAUGGAAUCUAGAUGCAUAUUAUGAUGAUGAUGCUGAUGCACCUGGCAAAAUGUAUACCAGGAGAGCUGGACUUCUUGAAAACUUUGAUCAGUUUGACAACAAGUUGUUCGGUAUCAGUGACAAGGAGGCUGAGAGGAUGGACCCACAACAGAAGUUUGUCCUCGAGUGUGUCUUCAUGGCUUUACAAGAUGGCGGAAUUACCAGACAAAAUAUCCAGGGUUCAGACACCGGAGUCUUCAUAGGCAUAAUGAAUGACGACUACAGCAAACUAACUUCCACAACGGAUAUGAAUCACUAUAAUGGAACUGGCGGCGCCACCAGUAUUGCGUCAGCACGUGUUUCUUACAUCUUUGAUCUGCGAGGACCAUGCAUGUCGGUAGAUACAGCCUGUUCGUCAUCUCUGGUAGCAAUACAUCUUGGUAUUCAGGCAUUAAAAUCAGGGGACUGCAACAUGGCCGUGUGUGGAGGAGUGAACGCGUUAUUGACACCCUCGAUCUUCAUACAAAUGAGCAGAGCAAUGAUGCUCUCACGGACUGGACAGUGUCAUGCCUUCUCUGCCAGUGCAGAUGGAUAUGCAAGAGGAGAGGGUUGUGGGAUUGUCCUACUGAAAAGACUCUCUGAUGCCAUUAAGGAUGGUGACAAUAUAUGGGCAACGAUUGUGACAGGUACAAACCAAGAUGGCCGAACAGUUUCUCCCAUGACGGCACCUUCUGGUGAACAACAAGAACAGCUUCUAAAAAGUGUCUAUGAAAAGGCUGGAAUUGAUGCGAGAGAAAUAGACUACAUUGAAGCACACGGAACGGGGACUAUAGCUGGCGAUCCUGUGGAAGUCAACAGCUUAGGAAGGUUUUUCGUGAACCUUCAUACAAAAGUGCAGAAGAAGAGAUACAUUGGAUCCGUGAAAACAAAUAUUGGUCAUCUUGAAUCAGCUGCUGGUGUUGCUGGCCUUAUUAAAGUUUUGCUCAUGAUGAAGAAAAACACAAUUGUUAAAUCAGUUUUAGAAGACGACCAGCAUCCUGAUAUUGACUUUCAAAAAUUCUGGUUUGAGAUUCCAGCUGAUCUCAAGGAUUGGGACAGAAAAACCAAAUUUGCUUGUGUUAAUUCCUUUGCGUUUGGUGGAACUAACUGCCAUGCCAUUCUUUCAUCUUGUGCUGAUAUAACAAUUGACAUUACCGGGGAACAUAUAUCAAAAGUGCCUUUGAUGUUUUGCUUUUCUGGACAAGAUCAGAAUGGUCUUGCGGAAAGUAUUACAGAAUUUCUUACCUUCGUUAAAACACAAACUGAAAUAAAUCUGCAGGCUAUAUCAUAUUCAUCAACAGUGAGACGUGAUCAUUUUCGAGUAAGGAAAGCUGUUACUGCAUAUUCUUUGAAAGAACUAGUUAACAAACUAAAAUCUGAUAAAAUGUUAGGAAUAUCUCACAGACGAAACAGGGUGAUUUUUGUGUUUGGGGGAAUGGGUAUAGCUUGGAUGGGAAUGUGUAAGGAACUUAUAUCUCAAUUUCAGGUGUUCAAAGAAAAAAUUCAAGAGAUUGACAGUUAUUUAAAGGAAUAUGUCUCAUGGUCACUCUAUGAACGACUUCUAGAUGACUACAAUGUAGAAGACACGAUCUUUGGCCCAAUUGCUACGUUUGCAUGUCAGGUUGCACUAGUUGCACUCUGGAAACAUUUGGGAAUCAAACCUGACUGUGUUCUUGGGCAAAGUAUUGGUGAAGUAGCAGCCUCACAUAUCGCUGGAGUUUGGUCACUGAGUGAAGCAGUGAAAAUUAUAUUUCAUCGAACUGUCGUGUUAGCAAAAGCUACUGGUGGGAAAAUGUUGUUGAUACGCAAUAAACCAGUGGAAAAACUUGAAAUGAUGUUAACUAAAUAUGAAGGCAGAGCAAACAUUGGAUUGUACUACAGUCCCAAGUCAUGUGUUAUUAGUGGAGACACUGAUGCUGUUGACCAAAUUGAAAAGAAUCUUCUGACAUCUCCAACAGAAGAGAAUCAUGGAAUUACUCUUCAGACACUUCGAUUACAGACUGCAUUUCACAGCCACCAUACAGACAAUGCAAAACAAGAGAUUGAAAGAAAGCUUGUGGGCAUGCAAGGAGAUAGUCCAGAUAUAGAAAUUAUCUCAACAGUUAGUGGCAAAAAUGCACAGAAAGAUGACUUUUUAACACCACACUACUGGGGAACAAACAUUCGGGAUCCAGUACAAUUUGGCAAAGCUGUUGUCAAUGCUGCUAAAGGCGAUAGUUUUAAUAUAUUUGUUGAAAUUGGGCCAAAGUCAGUGUUGGGUUCUGGCAUUAAUGACUUAUUCACCAAGGAUAAUAUUGCUGCUGUUCCUUCAAUGAAACGAAAUUCUGAGCUCAGCUGCUUGUUAGAAUCAGCUGGCAAAAUGUAUGAACAUGGACUGAAUGCUAAUUGGAAUGCCCUGUAUGAAAAACCACAGAAGAAUACAGAAUACCCCAAGUACAGAUUCUGUAAAACUAAAAACCUAUUCAUAUCUGACAAUGUUCGACAAGAGCUGAUGGGUAUCCAGCCAAAGACAAAUUUGCACCCUUUCAUGAAGACAAUUGACCACAGUGGUGAACAUAAAAUUAUCGUGUCACCAAAAUCAAUUGCCAGUGUCUAUGAACACAGAUUUUCUGGAAACAUUAUAAUUCCUGGCGCACUCUAUGCAGAAGUGGGCUUAGCUCUUGCACGCCUCUACUUCAAGGAAAGUGAAAACACAAACUGUAGUAUUUCCUUGAGAUUCAGACAUCCAGUCUUGUUACAAAGACUUAAAAUUGAACAGCUUGAUAUUGAUGUUAAGAAAAUGGAUAUGCCAGAAUCGUUUAACUUUGUUGUACAUAAACAGAACCAUGUGUAUGCUGAAGGAAAGGUUGAGAGGGAACAUUAUUCUGAACAAAUCACAGUCGAUAUUGAAAAUGUGAAAAAGAGAUGUAGGCAGACUGUUACAAAAGAAGAACUGUAUUCAUCUCUUCAAAAUGGAGGAAUGUCUUUUGGAGAAAUGCUCCAACUUGUUGGAAACUCUUUAAAAGGUGAAACAGAGGUCUUGUCACAUUUGUCAUUGAAUCCAACUAUCAAGGAUGAAAUGAAACAUACAUCAAUUCAUCCAGCAAUUGUAGAUGCCAUGCUGCAGACAACAGGUUGCUUCUACCGACAGGCAGCAGACAGACAUAAAGCUCUGCCAAUCCAAAUAGAAGGUCUGAGGAAACGAAGAUCUGUUGAAGAUAGGAUGCUUGUGUAUACAACAAUUGUAAAGCAAACAAAUUCAAUGAACCUAUUUUGCAUAUAUCUGAUUUCACUAGAAGGAAAUGUAAUUGCUGAGAUUGAGAAAUUUGUCACUAAAAAUCUGGGUUCACAAAAAGAAAAUAUGAUGUUUGAAACACAAUGGAAUCCAAUAAAAAACCUACUUAAAUAUGAAAUUCAGAGGGAUCCAUCAGAAGAAUGGCUGAUCAAGUAUGCAGUCACAAAUGACCACAUUAAUUUCGAAUGCCUAGAUUUUGACAUUACAAAAAACAAUGUGAAUUCUAUUCUUCAAGCUAAUUCUGUCAGUUUGGAAAGAUAUUCAGCAAUAGUGUUUUCUUGGCAGCAGCAAACUGAAGAGCAACCAUCAAGUGAAACACUUCUUGAAGAAAUCACCAGGCAGGCGAUGACUCUGAAAACUCUGUUGCUGCACCUCCACACGAAUAACGCAAGUAUCCCAUUGUUCAUUGUAACAGAAAAUGCUGUACACAUUGGAAACAAAGUCUCUUCAGUAGACCUGGUAGGUGGAUCAUGUUGGGGAUUUGUAAGAUCAGUACUAAGAGAACAGGUCUACAUUAUGGCAACCAUUGUUGAUCUUCAUACAGAUGAGAAUAACAAAUUUGAAACCUUAAUGAAUGCCACAGUACAACAGUUGCUCUUAGAAGAUAAUCAAGGACUUAAUGAAUUUGUGGUUGAUGGAAAUUCUAUUUGGUGUCAGAAAGUCUUUCCAAAUGACGAUAUGCCACUAUAUCGAAACAACAAGCUUGAUAUACUCUGCAAAGCAAAUCUUUCUUCCAGGAAUGAAGGAGGUCUUUCCAAACUGUACUUUCAAUAUGACAGAGAAGAGGAACAAUCCAAUCUUCCACAGCCUGUAGAAAUCAUGACAACAAGAGUUGUUAUGCAUGACUCAUGUCUGUCUCCACAGUGUGAUCCAGAUUCAAACAUAAUCACGCUUGAAUCAAUUGGGAAAAUGUCUGCAGAAAAGGAUGCCCAGCAAAAUGUUGUAGUGUUCUUUCCAUGCAAAGUUAGUACAUCCAUGACAAUUCCAAAACAAUGUGUUAUUGAUAUCACCAAAAUACCAUGUUAUGUACCGGGACUUUUAACAAAACUUAUUUUGUUUUGGCAUCAUUGUAUGAUGAUAGACAAUCAAAUGGAAACAGCAAAUACAAUGUAUAGAACGUGUCCGUGGAUACGGAAGGGUAACUCGCAAACGACAAAUAUCAUGCCAAUAUUCAUUCUUUCUUCUAAUGCUACUCAUUUUGUGGCAGAGGCACUUUCAAUUAUGCUUAAAUCGGUGAAACGAAAUACCAACGUACAAAUAGUUGACAUCACUAUUUCUGGUUUAAUACCGAUUCAUUCUGAAGCAAUCAUUGUGUCAACCAUUCAACUAAACAAACAAGAGAUUCAAACAAUUUUCAACCUGUGGCCUAAAGCGAAACGCCUUGUCUGUAUGGAUCAGAUACUACCAAGAAAUGCCAACCUACAACUGUAUCAUCAAAAUCUAAACCUGCAAAUACAAGUUGUCAGGACCAGUGACAUUUUCACACCCAGAUCAGCAAUGGACACCAUGCCCAAUCUAAUAACAUGGAUUCUGGGUCAUAAGAGUGAAGUCAAAACUAUUGCUGAAACACUCCAACAUGUUGCUCCCCAAGAAAAAGAAACAAAUGUUGCAAAAUUGUUACAAAAUUCAACAAUUCAACUUUGUGGUCAUUAUGGACAAAACAUCCCAAAUGUUCUUGCUUCAGAGGAUGCCUUGCUUCGUCUAGAUGGUGUAUAUAUUGUAGUUGGUGGUCUGACAGGGCUUGGUUGGGAAUGUGUCCAAUUCCUGGCAACACGAGGAGCUGGGGCAGUUGUCAUAAUAAAUCGCCGAACAGUACAAGAGGAUAAAUUACAUGAAAUAGGAAACAUUGAACAAGAACAUGGUUGUGAAAUAAAUGUCAUGCAGGCUGAUGUGACUAACAUGCCAUCUCUGAAAAAAGUGUUUAAAACAAUUGAAGACAAAUUUCCAAGAAAACAGUUAAAAGGUGUCUAUUUUGGAGCAGGUGUGCUUGAAGACAAAAUUUUGAUCAAUAUGUCACAAGAUACAUUUAUGAAGGUUGCAGCACCCAAGAUACAAGGGGCUUGGAACAUGCAUGUACUUACAAAAAACAAACCUCUUGAUUUUUUCAUCAUGCAUUCGUCAGUUACAGCAGUGUUUGGUAAUGGUGGUCAGUCCAAUUAUGGAGCAGCCAAUACUUUCCAGGAUUCAUUAGCACAAAAACGCAGACUAGCUGGACUUGUGGGGCAGAGUAUUAACUGGGGACCUCUGCGUCUUGGGAUGCUGCAGGAUAAGCCAGAUGUUGUGAACACAUUAAGAGAACAAGGAUAUAUACCACUUAGCACAGAGGAAAUCCACAAAUGUCUGCUCUCAGUGCUCAUGCUGGACAAGCCUACCAUUAUUGCUGCUAAAUUCAAUACCAUUAAACUGGGCAAUAGUAUUACAAAUGAGAAAAACACAGCUUUGCAGUUCAAGUUAGACUCCAUUCUUGAUGUUCCAAUCCUGGAUAAUUCAUCAACGGUGAACUUCAGCAAGAAGCAUUAUAUCAAUUUAAAGGAAUUACAAAUCGCGGAAAUUGGCAUUAGGUUGGAAACAAUUAGAGAAUACAUCACAGAAUUACUCACAGAUGUGCUUGGCCUUAACGAUGUAAUUCUUGAAUUAGACACAGGUGUAGAGAACUUGGGACUCGAUUCCAUGCAUGCAAUGACCACAAGCAACCAAAUCUAUCAAACCUUUCAAGUGCGGAUUAUUCCAAAUGGGUUGCUCCAGCAAAAUCUUUCAGUUAAUGAAAUUGCAAACCUCAUUAACUCAAAAUUCACGACCUCUGUUGAUAAUAUGGCAAGACAGGAUGUUUCCUCUCUGGUAACUGAACAAACACUUACUUACAUGGAAUACACUUUCUAUAAGAUUUACUGCAAGAAUCCUGCUGAUCUUAGUUUGUAUUACAUCAACGAGAUCUCGAUACCAGUAACAGCAGCUGAACCAGAACUAUGGAAGAAAAUAGCUGAACAACUUAUGUCACGACAUGAAGUUCUGAGGACGACAUUUGAAAAGGUACAUGAGAGCAAGAAUAUCAGAUGGAAUGUGAAAAGAAACAUUAACCCAGUUGGAAUGGCACCUGACUUCAGAAUAGUGACAGCAGAAGAUUUUGAUGAAAUAGAGAAACACACAACAGAAGCCUUCCACUUAGAAACAAAAGGCCCACUCCGCUUUAUUUUCAUUAUUGGUAAAAUAUGUCACUUCAAAACGGUAUACAAUAGCAUUGGAUUUGACAUGCAAAGUAUUGGAGUCAUUUUCAAAGACAUGGUGGAUAUAUUUCGUUCAAUGCAACAAAAUAUAAAACUGCAAGAUAGACAGACAGUAGGAGGAAGUCUGAUAGUAGUGGAAAUGGAAAAGGUUUUGCAGGACAAAGGUCAAGCAUUGAGGGACUUCUGGAAACAUCGAUUUGACAUAGAGAUUCCUGCAAUUACCUUGGGUACCACAGAACAACCAAACACAUUGGAAUCUGGAUCGAUUCAGGAAACACUAAAACCUGCUGUUUUUGAUGCACUAUUUGACUUAUCAAAGUCCCACAGCUUAAGCAUGUAUAAAUUAAUUACCAGUUUGUACCAACUUCUUCUUCAUCUUAUGACCAACGAAAGAUAUGUGACAAUUUCAACAUUAGUUGAUGUCAAACAGUACAUUCCAAAUGCUAGCAGUGCUGUUGGACUUGGGAUAAAUUACAUUCCUUUGCUAGCUGAAUUCCUAUCCGAUGAUGUUAGUGUUGAGGAAUUUCUCCAGAAUAAUAAAACAGCACUUCAAACAGCAUUAGACCACUGUUUGUGUCCAUUGGACAUCAUUAGAGAACUAUUAGGUUCUGAAAAGAUCACAAACAUUUUAAGAAACAAAGUUGUGAUUGUUGAAGAUGAAUUUGUGACACCUUUGUUAAGUCUAGCAAAUGAUGAAGGCUACACAUUCGACGUAACAAAGUCGGAAGACCUGGAAACUGUCACAGACACACAAUUUAGCAUGUGGAUCAGAUUAAAGGAAAAACAAAUGAAGUUUGUCUUGACAUACAAGUCAAACAUUUUAUCUCAGAAUCGUGCUAGAGAUAUCAUGAAGGCCUUUGAAGAAAUUGUUAUUCAAAUAACCAGUAAUAUUUCAAUAACAGUUGCAAGUCUACGGAACAUGUCUACUAUUACAAAGCUGAGAACAGAUCAUAAUGAUUAAAUUUAAACUACAUAGAUGACACAGGUAUGUGAAAUUGACAAGGACUUCGAGACAUACAUCAGACACGUGUAUAUGUGUUGCAAUAUGAGUUGUACAAUGUCACCAAAAAAAAGCGUAGGCUUUAAGAAUCUGACCGUUCAUCAUCAACAGCUGAUGCCAUUUACAGCUUAUUAAAAUCAGAGCAGAUCAUGUUUAAUUUGAACAUGAGACAUUAAAGAUGGAAAGUGCAUGUCCAUCAUUUUGGCCUAACUGGGUCUAUCAAGCUGCUACCCACCUUUGAAAGGAAAUCUGGCUUCAGAAAGAGAAUCAAUUCCAAGAACAUUGUUAUAUCAAUAUCAAUGGUAAGACGUCAUCUUCAUUGAAAAUUAUCUUUAAGCAUGAUAAACGAAGGUAUCGGAAGUGGUACAUAUGGAAGAUUUAAUUUUGGUAUUUUCAUUAUCUCUAAAACUAACAACUUCGAGUUUUAAAAAAUUAUUAUUGAGAUGUCAUCAGUUAUAUCUGGAAUAUUUUUUACUUUAAAUUAUUCCACUUAUUUAUCAGUUAUUUUGUUGUUUUGUAUGAUAGUAUUAUAGAUAACUACAUUCAGAUCGAAAUAUGGUGAAGAACAUAAAAAAGGCAAAACUAACAAUCACUGAAGAAAAUUCAAAUAUUAAAAAAAAAUACGAGAAAGUAAAAGCUAUUCUAUCAAUUAGCAUAUAAUAAAAAUGUCCACUGGUCGAGUGGUCAAGGUCGCGAAAUGACAAUGCAGUAGGUUUGAAUCAUGCCGACUGACACUGUAUUUUUAACAGAUCUCGCCAUGAAAAAAAAUUAGAACGAUUAAUUGCUCCCCUAAAUGUUGAUUGUGGGUAGACAUUUAAGAUAUUAUCGUAAUGGUAUUUAAACAUAUUGUAGUACUAAUUUAUUUUUAUUUUUAAAUGAUCUAAAAUAUGACUCUCCUUGAACUCAUCUCAUGGGCAAGAUGGGGAAGUCGGUUUUUAAUGAUUACAGCCGGCCUCGGUGGCGAAGUGGUUACGCCAUGGGACUACAGACUAGAAGGUACAGGGUUUACAGCCCGGUACCGGCUCCAACCCAGGGCGAGUUCUUACGGGCUCAAUGGGUAGGUGUAAGGCCACAACACCCUCUUCUCUCUCAAUAAACCACUAACCAACUAACAACUAACCCAUUGUCCUGGACAGACAGCCCUGAUAGCUGAUGUGUGUGCCCAGGACAGCGUGCUUGAACCUUAAUUGGAUAUAAGCAGGAAAAUAAGUUGAAAGAAAGAAGUAAUGAUUACAAAUAGAAAUUAUUGGCCAGGAUAAAUAAAACAUUCACAAUAUCCCUUUCAAACAACUGGUGACGUAUAAUUAUAUUCCAUUCCAGUUUAGAAUCAGUUAUUAAAUGCAUUAUACCAAUCUUAAAUGGAUGGAAUUGUGUGGGAAAAAUAAAAGAUACUAUUUCUGAGUUUUUAUGUUAAAUCUGAAAUCCAAUAUUAUUAACGUAUGCUGAUUGUAGAUUACAUAUGUUAUGCAUUCAAGCAGAAUGCACAAUGUGCUUCCUAAUUCCAGAUCAUAUUUAGAACACAAUUUCAUAAACUGAAUUAUAGUCCGUUUAUCUAUAUUCUAAUACCCUGUAAACUACAUUUUCUAUUUUAUAACAAUCUGAUUUAUACAUACAUCGAUAUUUAUUUAUUUAUUUAUUUAUAUAAUGUUAAUUAUUAUAUGUUUUAUUUUAUGACAUAGAAUCUGAUUUGUACAAGGGGCUGGACGUAGCCCAGCGAUAAAGCACUCAUUUGAUGUGUGGCUGGUCUAGAAUCGCCCAAGCCAGUGCACCACGAUUGAUAUAUCAAAUGCCUUGGUAUGUCCUAUCCUGUCUGUGGGAUGGUGCAUAUAAAAAAUGUUUUGCUACUAAUGGAAAGAUGUAGCGGGUUUCCUCUCUAAGACUAUAUGUCAGAAUUACCAAAUGUCUGAUAUCGAAUAGCCGAUUAUUAAUAAAUCAAUGUGAUCUAAUGAUGUCGUUAUACAAAACAAACUUAAAACCGAUUUGUACAACAUAUAUGAACGUAUCUCCUCUUUUAAUUAACAAAAUAUUUCAACACUUAUUUAUUAAUUGUUACUUGUAUAUUGAUAAAUAUUUUGGAACAAUUUUUACUUUACGUUUUACGAUUUCUGCUAAUAUGAGUUAU
Gigantopelta aegis is the source of this 10888-nucleotide messenger RNA. RefSeq names its product phenolphthiocerol/phthiocerol polyketide synthase subunit C-like. Bases 1120 to 8727 code for a protein of 2535 amino acids. NCBI's taxonomy places the organism in Eukaryota, Metazoa, Mollusca, Gastropoda, Neomphalida, Peltospiridae. The record is from RefSeq and is a predicted model, not a curated record. Gene Ontology annotation, biological process: fatty acid biosynthetic process. The transcript is spliced from 7 exons. Gene Ontology annotation, molecular function: 3-oxoacyl-[acyl-carrier-protein] synthase activity; fatty acid synthase activity.